CGCCGCCGCCGCCUCACAGACGCCUCAGUCUCAGCGACCCCUCCGUGCGAUGGCGAAGGCGCACCGGCGGCGGCAGAAGAAGCGAAGCCCUCGGCCUCUCCCUGCCGGAACGUAGUGGAGCCGCGUCGCCCGGCAAGGAGGGAGCGGCAGGUAGAGAAGAUGGAAGGCAACAGCCAGCUUUGCAUUCAGCGUUGGUCUACCAGGCAUGUAGCCAAAUGGCUGAAGGAAGAAGGCUUCUGUGAGUAUGUGGACAUUUUGUGUGACAAGCACAGAUUAGAUGGAAUUACAUUACUGACGCUGACUGAAUACGACUUGAGGUCUCCUCCUCUGGAAAUCAAGGUUCUAGGUGAUAUCAAACGGCUCAUGUUGUCAAUUCGCAAGUUACAGAAGCACCACAUUGAAGUUUUGGAAGAGCUUGGUUAUAACAGUGAUAGCCCCAUUGGUUCCCUGUCCCCUGGGAUUGGCUCCCUUCAAGGAACAGACUGGUUUUGCAAUGGCGAGGUUCAACGGGAUUGUGAUGACUGUGAGCCUGUCGCUGAUGUGAACACUGACCAGUAUCAGUAUGCAAAUGGAAAAAACAAACAUCCUACGCGAAGACUGAACCCAGAGUAUUGGAAGACAGCUUUGAGUUGUAUAUAUGUUUUUAUUGUGUUUGGCUUCACAUCAUUUGUCAUGGUUAUCGUGCACGAGAGAGUUCCUGACAUGCAGACAUAUCCACCGCUACCAGACAUAUUCCUAGACAGGUAAGUGCUUUAACCUGCUUAGGAAAAAGUGCUAAAAAUCAGAAUUGCUGAACUGUUGAGGCCAAACUAGGUGUUUUGCAGAAUU
Molecule: messenger RNA, 828 nt
Organism: Lacerta agilis (Sand lizard)
Lineage: Eukaryota; Metazoa; Chordata; Lepidosauria; Squamata; Lacertidae
Gene: SAMD8
Product: sterile alpha motif domain containing 8
Exons: 2
Coding region: 160-747 (195 amino acids)
Biological process (GO): ceramide biosynthetic process
Cellular component (GO): endoplasmic reticulum membrane; Golgi membrane
Molecular function (GO): sphingomyelin synthase activity; protein binding; ceramide cholinephosphotransferase activity
Source: RefSeq, a predicted model, not a curated record